Messenger RNA from Penaeus monodon (black tiger shrimp), 909 nucleotides. RefSeq lists its product as uncharacterized. Lineage: Eukaryota; Metazoa; Arthropoda; Malacostraca; Decapoda; Penaeidae. The transcript is spliced from 4 exons. Bases 1 to 909 code for a protein of 302 amino acids. The record is from RefSeq and is a predicted model, not a curated record.
AUGCAAGGAACCAGUCAUAGCUCUUUCUUAUCAGAUAUAAAUGUUGCAGCUGCUCAUCACGAUGUAGAAGUUGGACCACCCAGAACUGUUCAACUUCCAGUUCUUAUCCUUCAGUUGUUGAAGGCGGGUGGAGAAGCCUGGAAAAGGGGCUUGGUCAUCCCUAUCUGUAAAGGGAAAGGGGACCGAAGGGACUGUGGCAACUACAGAGGUAUUAAAUUGCUCAGUGUACCAGGCAAGGUCCUCGCUCAUCUGCUCUUGACGCGAGUGUGCGACCACCUUUUACAAACACAGAGACAUGAGCAGUCGGGUUUUACACCCAAGAAGUCAACUGUAGACGGUGUCUUAGCACUUUGUGUCCUUGUGGAACGCCGAUUUGAGUUUCAACAAGGUAUGCUUGCAGCUUAUGUUGAUCUCAAGAAGGCUUCCGACUCAGUGCUCCGAGAGAGAGAAUCUGGAGCUUACUGGGUCUCCAUGGGACCCCCCUUGGGAUUAUUGGUCUCAGAUCUUGACUUUGCCAGUGAUGCAGUGAUUCUAGCGGAGACAUUGGAGGUCCUGGAAAUAGCUCUCGAGGCGCUGCAUGAGGAGGCGAAGCCGUUUGGACUCUCGGUCAACUGGACCAAGAUCACGGUACAGUACUUUGGGGACUUGUUGGAUGUCGAUAUUCACUCUGUGCAUGAGAUCUUGGAUAGCUUCACUUAUCUUGGUAGUGUAGUGCAGAGCGAUGGAGGUUCUGACCGGGAAGUCACUCAACGACUCAGUCUGACCUAUGACGUUAUAGAUUCACUAAAUAGGAGUAUUUGGCGCUGUUGGUAUUUGACUAAGAGGACUAAAAUCUUCAGAGCGCUGGUGAUCCUAGUCUUACUCUACAGGUGUGAGACUUGGACACUGAACAGUGCUCUGAAGGCCUGA